This is a messenger RNA of Macrosiphum euphorbiae (potato aphid), 768 nucleotides long. Lineage: Eukaryota; Metazoa; Arthropoda; Insecta; Hemiptera; Aphididae. The record is from the annotation of a GenBank genome assembly.
AUGAGUGAGUACCAGGAAAAUAUUAAAUACUUAAUCCAAAGGCCAAAAACACCAGUUAUCAAACCCCCAAUGCAUCGUUCAAUCUUUAACAAGUCGAUACAGAGAGAGUUCAAAUUAAAUAAGGGGUGCCACCAAACUAUGGGCUAUGCUGAAGUCAAAGUCAAUGAACCAUCCGAGUUUUUAAAAAAAAAUACUAGAAAAGUGAUUAGACCAUUUGUCGAAAAUACUAAAAAAACUAUCAAAAAUCCAGUUCAGUUUCCGUGUUACCCUAAUAAUAAUAAACUGUCAACAAAAAAAAAAAUCUCGAAGAAUUUUCUGAGUGAAAACGUUGUCGACGUGGUGAGAAAGGUACCACCAUGCCCAAAACAUCGGGUACAAGACAGUCGAAAAGGACACAUAAUAGUUCUGAACGAAGCCGGCCUAGAGCCUUCGUACGUACUUAAGAAGGAUUUCGGGAAAUUACCUUUAUAUAUUGAGAAAAUUCGAAAAAAAAACGAAACUAUCAGGCUGCUAGAGAUCGAACGGAUAAAGGCGAUCAAACCGCCUUUGAGUCGUUUGCCCGAAGAUAAACGUUAUGAGUUAUUAACAGGAUUAAAGACUAAUUGGGUUGAAUUGAACAGACAAUUUUUAUUAUUGCCGAUGCUGACGGAUUCAGUGACGAAAAUCAAUCGAAAAACCUCUUUGGAAAAUCAAUUGGGAAACUUGGAAAAAGAUAUUACCUUGUUGGAAAAGUACCCAGCCUUAUACGUGUGUGAUGAUGACGCGUAG